AUGGUUGGAGAUUCUCAAAUUGGAAAAACUAGUUUGAUGGUUAAAUAUGUAGAGGGUUCAUUUGAUGAAGAUUAUAUUCAAACUUUAGGUGUAAAUUUUAUGGAGAAAACAAUUUCUCUAAGAAAUCAUCAAAUAACCUUUAGUAUAUGGGAUCUUGGUGGACAACGUGAAUUUGUUAAUAUGUUGCCAUUAGGGGCAAUUCCAUUUCUUAUUGGUACAAAGUAUGAUCAAUUUACACUUUUCUCAGACGAAGAAAAACAAGUGAUCACAAAACAAGCUCGUCGAUUUGCCAAAGCAAUGAAAGCAUCAUUAAUAUUUUGUUCAACGUCUCAUUCAAUCAACAUUCAUAAAAUAUUUAAAAUAGUAUUAUCAAAAGCUCUUGACAUAAAAUGUACAAUUCCAGAGAUUGAUGAAGUUGGUGCUCCAAUAUUAGAGUAUAUUAAUACCUAA
Messenger RNA from Entrophospora candida, 450 nucleotides. Lineage: Eukaryota; Fungi; Glomeromycota; Glomeromycetes; Entrophosporales; Entrophosporaceae. The record is from the annotation of a GenBank genome assembly.